CGAGCGGGCGGGAAAGGGCGGGAGUUGAAGCGAGCGGCAUGGGCGAUGGCUCGCCGAUGUCUUCCGGUGAGGUUGCCGCGGCCCUUGGGGUAAUGAAGGGUGUUAGAGCAGCAGCAGCAGGAGAUCCGUCGGGAGCAUCGUUAUUGGCCAAUAAGAAGGGGCAGGAAGUCGAGGAGGGGGAUUACGUCGUGAAAUUGGGGGUGCCGUUCACAGCUUCGUCACACAGGAGCGGCGGCGGCGGCGGCGGCGGGGGCGGGGGCGGUGAGGGAGGCACGAACGGGAUCGCGAUUAUCGCGAAAAUCGUAGGGCGGAUACUUUCUAUCUUGCGCUGGGAGGGCAAGGUAGGCGCAAUGAGAAGGAAUCGGAAGAAGCAACCCUUGGGCGCGACUUCGUCGUCGAUUUCGCCGAGGUUCUUGAACCUGGGCACGUUGGCGCUCAUCUACGUGGUUGUGGAUUAUUGGCGGGAAACUGGUACGUGGCUGUCUCCCCAUGCAGCUGAUGCCAUUCAGACCUUGUUAUGGACCGGGUUGGCCGCCGCUGCCAUGAUUCAAGCUCUCCACUACAAGCACUUCACGCCGGAGAUCGUCUUGAUACCUCGAUUCCUAGGGAGCAUCCUUUUCAUGCUGACAGCUCUCGCGAUUGAGGCCGUCUUCGUUCAUCACGUAACUGCCGGAUUAGGGCUAACGUGGCACCAAUCCACGCCGCCUCUGCCCGAUUACGGAGAGCUCCUCCUCCUUUGGUCUAACGAUUACUUUCCCGAGUGGCUGAUCGCGCUCCUCCGGGCUCCGGUGAUCGGUCUCCAUCACUUUCUCAUGCUCUUUCUCAUGCUUGCGUUCUCUGUCAUCUUCGGAUGUAUUCGCCCUGCUGGCGUGGGGUUGGGAUCGCGAUACAUGACCGCCAUGGGACUAGGUCGAUUGCUUCGGGUUCUCGUGUUCGCCGGAACGACAGUGCCCUCCCCUAGGCCGUGGUGCGCCGAGACCCGCUUCCCCUACCUGCCUGCCCACCCUCAACCCUUCAUUCGCGAGUUCUAUACGCCCUACGUGCGCGGUGCUGAGUCCUACACGAACACUGACACGCUGAGUAGGUACAGGCUGCUGAAGCUGAUGCUGGCGACCGACUCGCACACGGCGCGGGAGACUUGGUGGCAUGGCCAGCGAUACCCCGACGAAUACCGCCCUGAUUGGGGUGUGUUCCAGCCCUUGGCCUAUUUGUUAAGGCCAUGGGACCCCUCUAUGACGGGUGGAACGGGGGGUCAGGCCUAUGAUUGGCUGUCGAUCCUCCGGAGAGCCGGCGGCGGAUGCAACGAUCUGUUUUACAGCGGCCAUGUUCUCGUCGCCACAUUAACUGCCAUGGCCUAUCAAGAUGCUUACCCCGGAUGGACCUCGUGGAUGGUAUGGGCCCUGCUGGGCCAGUCCGCUCUGCGCGAGAUUCGCGAAAGGCAUCAUUACACCGCUGACGUGGUGGUGGGAUUGUUUGUCGGCGUGGCUUUGUGGCGCUUGACGAAGCGCUUCGGAUGGUGCACGGAGGAGGAAGACUAUGAAGACGAGGCCAGGUCUAGAAGAGAUGCUCUCAUCCUGAGAGCAGCGAAAGAUGGAGAUAUGGGACGGGUCAUCGACUUGCUAACUGAGAAAGAGGGGGUCAACGAAGAAAUGAAGGGUUCGUUAUACGUUAAGCUGCGCUGCCGCGGGUCAACGCUUUGUCCCAGCAGACGGCACCGAUCAGACGGCGCAUCAUCGGGAUAUCGAGCAGACGAAGCAUCGGGAUACCGACAGACGAAGCAUGGGGAUACCGAUCAGACGAACGCUUCGCGUCGCCACGUAGGAUUGGACGUUAUGAAGAUGAAGGAAGAGGACGAGAGGUAUCAAGAAGGUAAUAAUGGCAGAUUGUUGAACUUGAUGACCAUUGUGUCAGAUGGGGAAGUAGAGGAGGAGGUGGGAUGAAGAAAGGUGCGGUAAGAAGCGGGAGAGGAGCCCGCAGAGGAGAGGGGAGGGGAACUUGCAGUCUGCAUGAGCAGUUAGUACGCGCGAAGACGUUUUUUCACUGAGGUUGUCCUUAGUGUCUUUGUAUAGCGGGGAGCGGGGGACAUACCUGUGUGAUCCUUAGUGUAAUACAAAAGAACGGCUGUAGUUGUUGUACCAAACAGGGUAUCGGAGGAUAAUGGAGAAGGUAGAUGUUGUAGGGGUUGUUGCACGGAAGGGGGGGAAAGGGGAGAGGAGGGAGAAGGGCGUUGAUGAUCAACGGAUCAAUCCUCCUCCUCUGGUAGGGCAGUGCAAAAACUGAGAGGAGGGGAGGGGAGAGGAACAGAUGGGAGAAAGUGGGGGGAAAUGCCGAAUAAGAGAGACGGAGCAGGGGAGGGGAGGGGAGGGGAGAGGAGGUGCAAGCAGAUGGUCAGGUCUGUGUGUGUGUGUGUGUGUGUGUGUGAGAGAGAGAGAGAGAGAGAGAGAGAGAGAGAGAGAGGUGGUUCUGGAAAUGGGACGCAGAGGGGGGAAUAGUGAGGACGGUUUUCGUAUAUUGGAAGGUCAGAUGACAACGGAGGGAGAGGGAAAGAAACGGCGGUCGUAGGCGGAAAUGAGGGCAUACUCACACUGGGACCAUUUCAACUUCUCUGUGAACGUAAUUGCGGUCAGGUGCAUCCAGGACUGGUUAGAAAAGCAGUCAUAUCCAUCCACAGUACUCCCUGAGAGGGAUUAGCAUUCAUCGUUGUGUGAUAAAGGUCGAGAACUAGA
This is a messenger RNA of Chara braunii, 2726 nucleotides long. The record is from the annotation of a GenBank genome assembly. NCBI's taxonomy places the organism in Eukaryota, Viridiplantae, Streptophyta, Charophyceae, Charales, Characeae.